UAGGGGGAAGUCAGCUGACAGCUGGUUGGUUAGUUUACUGCUCUAGUUAGCUAGAGCCGUGCUAGCCCAGUGUUUUUUUUCUCUCCAAACAGUUGGUCCGCACCGACUUCCCUCUGACUAUCUUAGAACGAAAACAGCUCAUGUUAGCCAGGAGGAGAAGUUCUGCGUUUUUUUCAGCUAGCUACUGAUCCACAUGACAGCUUGGAGCAUCCUGCUAGCCUAGGUUAGCAAGAUACACUGGGAAGAAGUCAGGUGAGGACCCGUGCCAUCAACCAUGGCAGGUGGAAUUACAGAGAGCGGGGAACCCUACUCCCCAUUUGUGGGGCUGGUGUAUAUGUUCAACCUGAUUGUGGGCACAGGAGCUUUGACGAUGCCCAAAGCCUUCGCUACAGCCGGUUGGGUGGUUAGUUUAUCACUCAUCGCCUUUUUAGGAUUUAUGAGCUACAUGACCACCACGUUUGUGAUCGAGGCGAUGGCGGCGGCCAACGCUCAGCUGCGCUGGAAGAGAAGAGAGCAGGAAGAGGUACGUGACAGCGACUCCACCUCGGAAUACUCAGAUGAUGAUGUCAUGGUGCGAGGCCGAUCGGAGCCGGAAACCAAGCCUAUCUUGUCUGUCCGUGAGUAUCAGAGAUCCGGGGGUCACGUCGAUCAAUUCGACAUCGUGGAGCGGGUUGAGAUGGGCCAAAUGGCUUCCAUGUUCUUCAACAAAGUUGGCAUCAAUAUGUUCUACAUCUGCAUCAUAGUCUAUCUGUACGGAGACCUGGCCAUCUACGCAGCCGCUGUGCCUAUAUCACUAAUGGAAGUCGCCUGUGGAAACCACUCCUGCAGCGCUGGAAGUGUGAAGUACAACGACACGGAUUCCUGCUGGGGUUCUGUCUCGAGGAAAGAUGCAUACCGGGUGUUUCUGGGCGUCUUCACUGUCAUGUUGGGACCUUUCACCUUCUUCAACGCCCAAAAGACCAAAUAUCUGCAGAUUCUCACCUCACUCAUGCGCUGGAUUGCGUUCACCAUGAUGAUCAUCUUGGCUCUAAUCCGCAUUGGCAAAGGCACCGGCGAGGGCCGCCCGCCAGUCGCCUCCUUCUCUGGGGUGCCCAACCUGUUUGGGGUGUGCGUCUACUCCUUCAUGUGUCAACACUCCCUGCCCUCGCUGGUGACGCCCAUCUCUGACAAGAAACGUGUGGGCACCCUGGUGUUGGCGGACUAUACCCUGAUCCUGGGUUUCUACGUGCUCCUCUCAUUCACCGCCAUCUUCUGCUUCGACAGCUCGCUGCUGCACGACAUGUACACCCUGAACUUCACAGACAACUGCAACGUGUUAGAUAUUCCGAUACUGCGCUACUUCUUGGGCCUGUUCCCAGUUUUCACCAUCAGCACCAACUUCCCCAUCAUCGCCGUCACACUUCGCAACAACUGGAAGACCCUGUUCCACCGGGACGGAGGCACCUACCCGUGGGUGGUGGACCGCGUUGUGUUUCCCCUCAUUACCCUGGUGCCCCCAAUUGUGGUGGCCUUCUGCACCCACAACUUGGAGUCCCUGGUGGGCAUUACGGGAUCCUAUGCCGGCACAGGGAUCCAGUACAUUGUCCCAGCCUGCCUUGUGUAUUUGUCUCGACGCCAUCUGGAGCCCGUGGUGGGCAGGGAUGCCGUCAACAAGCACCGGUCUCCCUUCCGCCACGCCUUUUGGGUGUGGUUUGUUUUGGCUUGGGCCGGCUCCUGCCUCAUAUUCGUCACAGCCAACAUCAUCCUGACUGACACCAGCAAAUGAGAACUCACUGGUCCAAGAACUUU
Molecule: messenger RNA, 1788 nt
Organism: Etheostoma spectabile (orangethroat darter)
Lineage: Eukaryota; Metazoa; Chordata; Actinopteri; Perciformes; Percidae
Gene: slc38a12
Product: transmembrane protein 104
Exons: 10
Coding region: 275-1765 (496 amino acids)
Source: RefSeq, a predicted model, not a curated record